Molecule: messenger RNA, 834 nt
Organism: Suillus paluster
Lineage: Eukaryota; Fungi; Basidiomycota; Agaricomycetes; Boletales; Suillaceae
Exons: 4
Coding region: 89-592 (167 amino acids)
Source: RefSeq, a predicted model, not a curated record
ACUGUGCUUGGUGGCGGAACUCCCCAUGACGUCAUUGCAAUGGGGAACUGCGCAUCAACUUUCUGAAACUUGAACACAUCUCACCAUCAUGAAUUCCAAUCCAGUCCAGAUAAUUGCUGUUAUUCUCUGCAUAUCAUCAUCUGUCUAUGCGCAGGAUAAUCAGACGUACAAUAACUGGGGUAGUCGCGUCGCUGGAAUUGUGAUCGGUUCCUUGUGUUUACUAACCAUCAUCGCAUGCUGCUUGGCUGUUCGUCGGCGACGUUCGAUGCGAAAUGUCACCAUGAAACCGGCUUUACCUGCCACGAAUGUUCAAGCAGGCCAAUCUUACUCCCUUCCGCAAUGGAACGGAGCGCAGAUGUAUGCACCUCCAUCGGGACCUCCACCUGGCCAUUCAUACAACGUUGCGAGUAUGAGUCCUUAUGAAUAUGAUGCGCAUCCUGGAUCACAGCCCGCUCCCCCUCCAUACGUGAAAGAAGGAGAUGGAGUCAUCAUGCCGCAGGACGGCUAUUACUCCUCGCCUUCCGGGCCUCCGCCUCCUGCACAUACGAGAGACAACAGUCAUUUUGUAGGAGGUCUCAGAAGCUCUUCAUAAAUUGCGGAAUGAUUCCGCGGCAUCUAUUUUUGCUCCCGACAUUGUACGAUCAGCCCUCAUGUCUUCUGUGUGUAUGAUACAGGCAGCUUAUCCAUAACUUAAUCAAAUCUUAGUAUACACGUACGGCCUUUGGUUGACACAGACGUUCACACAAUUUAUUCCAUCGAAUGAGCUUCGCGAGUUCCUGUGUGUAAAAUACUACCCGGCGGUUCAUCAAUCACCAUGUCCAGUGACUUUCCGAC